This is a messenger RNA of Asterias rubens (European starfish), 3134 nucleotides long. RefSeq lists its product as uncharacterized. NCBI's taxonomy places the organism in Eukaryota, Metazoa, Echinodermata, Asteroidea, Forcipulatida, Asteriidae. The transcript is spliced from 9 exons. The record is from RefSeq and is a predicted model, not a curated record. Gene Ontology annotation, molecular function: protein-phosphatidylethanolamide deconjugating activity. Bases 123 to 2879 code for a protein of 918 amino acids.
CCAAGUGACAGGUAUUUUUAGUUGCGCAUAAUAAUAAAAAGUUUCGCUGUGAAUUCCUUCAUUCCUGCGUCUGGAAUGUUGGGCUUUUUCGAGAUUUUAGCUACAAUGUAGCUAGUAGAACGAUGGAGUUCCUAAGCAAACCUAUGUCCGAGGUUUGGAAAAGCACAAAACAGACAUUUUCGGAGAUAAUGGAUUUAGACGAUAGCGUGAUCGGCAGACGACAGACACCACAGGCGGGUAGCACGGCGAAUGGGACGGGUAGUUCACCCACUGAUGCCGGGGGAACAACAGGCUCUGUGGACCAUAAAGAGGGUGGGACACAUAGUACUGGACACGGCAGUGGACUGUCCCCCGACAUGCUGGAUGCCAAGCUGACGCAAGUGCAAGAUUCCACCAUGGAAAAUCACAGCCAAGUAAAGCUCCCUCGGAGAGAGAAAAACCAAUCAUCACGAAAUUCCACUUCCAAAACAAAAAGACCAGUAAGUGAAGAUAUUUAUAAUAAGAAAAUGGAUGAAGAAACUGCCCAGUCUUCAUCAACAACAUUUAAUCCCAAGCAGAACUCUCGACACUCACUCAGUAAUCCCUUUGGUAAAAUUAAUUUCCGAAGUUUAAAUGUGAUGAACCUGACAAAAUCUGAACCAUCAAACAAAAAGACAAACCAUCAUAGUACGAGUACGAGUUCAAAGAUUGGUGCAAGCACACCUACAGGAAUGGUUCGAGUAAGCAGAGAAAUGAAACCUGUGAUAAAAACUUCCUCGAGCUUAGAGCCGCCAGAGGGUGGUGAGAAAUCAAUGCGGAAACAUAGGACUCACAGUCAUAGCAAAUCCAAUCCAGGGUUUUCGGAGGGGGGCUUGCAUUUUCGCAGCAACUCGACAGACCGGGCUUCGGUGAUGAAGCUCCGAGAGAAAAAGGGACACUCCUAUCACAGAUCAGCGUCUGACGAGGGAGCGCUGUCUGACCAAGGCACACAGCGAGACGAUGGGGAGGAUUCUGAUGACCUCUCAACGGAGAAAGUGAAAACCAAGUUUUUAUCCAUGUGGAACAAUAUGAAAUAUGGUUGGACUGUCAAGACAAGAACAGCAUUCAGUCUCGCGAAGCCGAUCUGGAUCUUUGGGAAGACGUUUAUGCACAGGCCUGAAGAUUUAGAAGAUGAGCGUCUAGUACCUGGCCUGGAUACAGUCAAGUCACCUGCCAUGGAGCUCUUCAAGAGAGAAUUCUCCUCCUUAAUCUGGCUGACCUACAGAAGGGAGUUCCCCCAAUUAGCUGGAUCCUCGUACACCACGGACUGUGGGUGGGGUUGUAUGCUCCGUAGUGGUCAGAUGAUGCUUGCGCAGGCUCUGGUGCAACAUUUCCUUGGUAGAGAGUGGAACUACUACAAUGAGCAGACGACUCAGGAGCAACGUUUCCAUCAUGAGAUUGUCAGAUGGUUUGGUGAUCAACCUGAUGACAUGAGUCCAUUCUCAUUACAUAGACUGGUUGAGCUUGGAAGGAGCACUGGCAAGAAAGCUGGGGAUUGGUACGGCCCAGCGUCUGUGGCACAUAUUUUCAAGGAAGCUAUGGAUAAAGCAACAGAGCUGAACCCACUGCUAGAGCAAGUCUCUGUCUAUGUCGCUCAAGACUGUACAAUAUACAAGCAAGAUGUUCUAGACCUGUGCAAGAGGAAACGUCCAUGUUCGUUGCAGCCUGUUUACAGUGACCAAGAAUCAACAUCAUCCUCCCCCAUAUCACCCUCUACCCUAUCCCCCAACAUUCCAAACCGCACGCCCUCCCCAACCACUUCCUUCCGUACCCCUAUUCCGCAGACUGUGGAAGCCUCAGUGAACACGUCUACUCACUCGGCUGUUGUCCACAGUCCAAUGCCUCACUCCCCAGUGAAUACCAGUAUCAUAGUCAACGGAAGGACUGAGGAAGUAGUUGAGUCACAUCAGCGCAACGGCAAGCGUCCGGCCCACACUCACACCACAAGAAACAGUGAUGUUAACGGAACUCAUACCAAAGUUCUAGACCCACCACCGGACUACCCCAGUUGUUGUACUGCCUCAAACACAAACCAAACCAAGAGAAAACCAACAAGCCCUCCUGUAGUCUCCCCAAAACCAAAUCGCCAUUUGCUUCGGAAUAGGAACGGCCAUGAACAAUCACCCCAGGGGGGAGAUGACACUAGGUUGAAUGUCCACCAAGGUGCCAGUCACAAUCCAACUGAUGAGGUCAAACCGUCUGUGGAAAAUACAAGUACCUCACCCAAAGUGGUGAAACCGUCUGUGGACGUUACACGUACACCACCCAAAGAGGUGACAUUGAGGACUGAGAGGUCACCGUGGUGUGCCGUGGUAAUCCUCGUGCCUGUUAGGCUCGGUGGUGAUGAAGUGAACCCAAUCUAUGUGAAUUCCAUUCAGAAACUAUUCACUUUGGACUGCUGUAUUGGGAUAAUGGGCGGACGGCCGAGGCAUUCACUGUACUAUGUUGGAUUCCAAGAAGAGAAGUUGAUUCAUCUGGAUCCACACUACUGCCAGCCAUUUGUAGAUAUGAGAACCAGGGAAUUCUCACUCAGUUCGUUUCAUUGUAUGUCACCAAGAAAGAUGGCCAUUUCAAAGAUGGAUCCAAGUUGUACUGUCGGUUUCUACUUACGCACGGAGGAGGACUUCCAUAGAUUCUGUGAAAUUAUUCCAGAGAUUGUCCAGUCCCCCAGCUUAAGUGGCACAUCAGGGGACUACCCCAUGUUCAUUCUGCGUGACGGUAAGUGUCAAGACUGGAACAGCCAGCAUGCCAUCGACACGGACAAACCAGAACGCUACCUGAGGGUGCGACAUGUCGACCACAACGGCCAACUCAUCGCACCGGUUCGAGAGACUGAAGACUUUGUAUUCUUAGACUCCUGAUGAGAUACAAAGGGUCUGGGGUCGAUUUCAUAAAAAGUUUGGAGAUAUUAAAAGCGUAUGGGUAGUCCUAAGUUAGGACGAGUAACUCGUCCUAAGUCAAGAUAAGCCUAGUCUUAACUCUUUGUGAAAUCCACCCCUGGGUACUUUUUGUAUGACACAAAGCACAUUGUCCACAGGUUUAAGUUAAACUUACACAGUUUAAAGAUAAAGAUGGUAGAAAGCUUCCCUUAAAAAAUAUAACUUAAUGAUGUGCUA